Molecule: messenger RNA, 954 nt
Organism: Aplosporella prunicola CBS 121167
Lineage: Eukaryota; Fungi; Ascomycota; Dothideomycetes; Botryosphaeriales; Aplosporellaceae
Exons: 2
Coding region: 370-684 (104 amino acids)
Source: RefSeq, a predicted model, not a curated record
AAUGUUUCGCAUGCACUGAUCAAGGGAUAGCCGUUUACUCACAGUCGUAAUCUCCCUCAGACCAACCGGCCCGGCCCCCCUGCACUGUCAAGCCUCAUGCUGAGUGCCACAGGCUGCUCAUCAAGGCGUCGAAUGGUCGAGACCCCAGAGGUCACUAGCCCUGCGCCGGUGCUCCCAGACCAAGCAUUCGAGAGCGGGGAGAUGACCUAGGGAGAGCUCACGGUGUCUAUUUAACGGUGCUCAGCCAUCACUUGGCAUAAUGCAAACAAUCCACAACACUGUCACCCUGCUGAGCCACCCAGACAAUCAGACAAACUCCAAGCACUUUCCGGAACCGCCCCCUAUUCCGUUUCGAACCAACCAGUCACCAUGAAGUUCAACGUUGUCUCCCUCGCCGUCGCGCUUUUCGUCUCCAGUGCUGCCGCCAACUGGAAUGGCACGAUACCGCUCCAGAUGGGCAAGAACGGCACGGUGAUUGCGAACCCCAAGAACGGCACUGCCCACGGCACCGGCAAGAUCCACCACUCUGGCCCGACUUCCACCAAGAUCUCGCCGCCCAUCACCGCUGCUACUAGCACCGGUUCUGCCGCAGCAGCAAGCUCAAGCGGCGCAGCUGCCGUAAACCAAGUCGCCGGCUCAGCAUUCGGUCUUGUGAUUGCUGGCGGUGUCGCUCUUGUCAUUUAAGUGGUGUUCCCUAUAUCUUCAAUUCGUACAAGUUCCCUGCCGCGUUUGCGGUGCAUGCUUAUUAUGGGGAACUUGCUUGCCUCCUACGGCAGGAGAGCAUUUUGGUCCAACAAUGGAUUUCUUCGAGCGCUGGCAUCCUGGAUUCGGAUUGCCUUGACCUAGGGCAGAACUGAAAGGAAAAGGGAGUUUGGCGCAAACACUGGGUUAAUGAACUUCAUGUACAAAUAUUGUGAUACCAGCUAGACAAGCAAAAAAUUGCUUACAUUUUAC